Thunnus maccoyii (southern bluefin tuna) is the source of this 2235-nucleotide messenger RNA. RefSeq names its product interferon-induced protein with tetratricopeptide repeats 5-like. The record is from RefSeq and is a predicted model, not a curated record. The coding region runs from base 160 to 1476 and encodes 438 amino acids. Gene Ontology annotation, biological process: defense response to virus. Gene Ontology annotation, cellular component: cytosol. Gene Ontology annotation, molecular function: protein binding. The transcript has 2 exons. Lineage: Eukaryota; Metazoa; Chordata; Actinopteri; Scombriformes; Scombridae.
GUUCCCCUUCGUCUCUCAGUACGUUGAUGAAGCAUAGUUUCUGCAGGUUUGCAGUUCGCUGCAGCGAACAGCGGUUUGUUCGCAUCGACCCGCCUCUUUCGGCAACACUACGACGUGUGCUCAACAUCAACGGUAAUAUUUAGAGAGAACAGCUGGAUAAUGAGUGCUGCUCAGAGUCAGUCAACACUGGAGGCCAAACUGAAGGCCCUGGAGUGCCACUUCACCUGGGACAUCGACCCCAGCAGGUCCAAACUUUUCCGUCUCAGGGACAAGCUGGAGGACAUCGGCACCGAGGAGGGAAACAGCUGGCUGGGUCACAUUUACAACCUGCAGGGGUACAUUCACUACCAGCUGGGCUUCACUGAAGACACCCGGCGUUUCUUCAGCAGGGCCACAGAGGCCUUCCGCCGGUCAAGAAACACCAGCUCAGAUGAAGGUCUAUGGUUGGUGGUGAACUAUGGGAACCUGGCUUGGCUGCACCACCACCUGGGAGAACACGCAGAGAGUCAGACUUACCUGUCAAAGGUCGACGCCCUGCUGAAAGAAUAUCCAUCUCCAUCUCAGGACGAGCUCCAUCCGGAGAUCUACGCUGAAAAAGCCUGGACCCUGAUGAAGUUUGGCAGAGAGAAAAAGCUGCUGGUUGCAGAUUACUUCCAGAGAGCCAUCAGGAUGCAGCCGGACAUGGUGGAGUGGAACACCAGCUGUGUCAUAGCGUUAAUGAAUGCUUUAAAGCACUGCGAUGAACCACUGGAGGAAGACAUCCUGGAGAAACUGAGAAUGGCCAAGGAACAGGAUCCAGAGAACUUGUACCUUGCUGUUCAUGACCUUGAGCAACGUGCUAAGAGAGGAGAAAGAAUCAAAGAUGAAGCACGUGAGUUAGCCAGAAAGGUUUUGGAAAAUCCUGUGAGCAGCUACAGUGGUAUGAAAGCGUUAUUAAGGGUUUACAAAAGCUAUGUAUCUGUUGAUGAGGCUAUUGAUUUGGCAGAGGAGGCUCUGGAAAAACAUCCAGAUGAACGUUACCUGAAGAGAUGUGCUGCACUCUGCUACAAAUGGAAGAUCCUUUUUGCCAGGGACAGUCAUGUAAAGCAAAGCAUGAUAGACAGAGCAGUCAUUCUCCUUAAAGAAGUGAUUUCUCUUUACCCUCAUGGGUCUCUUGUGAAGAAAGUAGAUCUUGCAAAUAUAUACGCAAAGUCAAAUCACGGCCUGGCUGAAUCUGAGCAGAUUUACCAGGAACUGCUAGAAAUGGAUUUGGAACCUGCAGACAAACAGAUGCUUUACCACUACUACGCAAAGUACUUAAACUUUGAUCUACAAGAUUACAACAGGUCGAUAGAAUAUCACAUGAAAGCAGCAAAGAUACCACAACAAUCCUUCUUUAGAGAGAACAGCAUCAAAGUCCUGAAGAAGAUUAAAGAAAAAAACAGAAGCCGAAAGUGUAGAGAAAUAGAGAGGUUACUGGCCAAGCUGGAAGUCUAGAAAAUCCUAAAUCUAGUAGAAAGUGAAGGUACAACAUUUCCUAAAAGAUCUGUAUGUAUUCAUCAUUCUCAUUUUAUACACAUUAGGAAAACUUGAGGAAAAGAUUUGUGGAAGUUACAGAAAUGAUUACUUCUUCAAAUUAUUUUAAAAUGGAAAGUGAAGCUCAGUCUAAUUAAAAAAAAACAUGAUCCAGCCCAUUUUCCUAGCGCACAUAAGUGAAACAUAAAAAAAAUUGCAUCUCAAUCAGUUUAUUGCAAUCAGAUCACAGUUAAUCCACACAAAUUUUCAAUUUUGUUUUUUUUCAAUGAACUGUUGUGAACUUGUGAAUUUGUAUUAUUGACCAAUAGAGUUGAGAAGUGUGAGGAGCUGCUGAUUCCAGACAUGUUUUUCCCCAAUCAGUACAUAUAUAUUAAGAUUAUUAUAGUGAAGUUGCUACCAUAAUCAUGUUAUGAACUUUAAUGGUCAGGUUUUAAUCAGAUGUUCUUGGACUCAUAUAUAACCAUGGUGUUUCUAUAUAACUGGUGUGUUGAUUUUGUUUUUCUUAGCACUGUUUUUGAAGUUUAUAUAAGAACAUAAUGCACUUUAUAUGAAAUUUGCUUUGCUGUAAGCUUUGUAGUAGUGAAAAAUAGAACUGUUUGAUGAGAAAUGUAAAGAUUAAUAUGAUGUAUAACCUGCAUAUAAUCACAAAGUGGAACUGAUUGUAUGGGUAAAAACUUGUACACUGUACUAAUACUAUUAAAUAAACACUAUAAAAUCUAA